GACAAAUGGGAAGCACACCUUUCAUGAAUUUCCCUAUCGAUGCCGCCUAUUCCGGCUCCAGAAUCGCUGCCGCGGCUGAUCGUCUACCACCAGACUCAUCAUGACCCAUCAGGCGCGCCCAUCUCCGUGCUACCACUGAUUACUAGCGGUGUCUCUCACGUCUACAUUGCCGCAAUACAUCUGAAUGAUCCUCCGGAAAACCUUACGCUAAACAAUCAUCACCCAGACCAUGAGAGAAACCAAAUACUUUGGCAAGAAGUUAAGACAUUGCAGGAAGCCGGAAUUAAGUGUAUGGGCAUGCUGGGCGGCGCUGCGAAAGGAAGUUAUGAGAGACUGAGCCGGGACUUCGAAGCAUUCUACAAACCUCUCCAUGACCUCAUACAGACCAAAAAGUUCGAUGGACUAGACCUAGACAUUGAGGAGCCAACUCCAAUUGCUCUCACGCAAAAACUCCUACGACGAUUACAUGGGGAUUUUGGUCCCGACUUUAUUCUUACUCUAGCACCUGUGAUGCCCGCUUUGUUACCUGCCAGGCCGUAUCUCACGUCUUUCUGUUACCGCCUUCUGCACCCUGAGCUACCACCGGCGGGCCCGUUGAUUCGCUCCUUUGUCAAGGCACACCUUCUCGGCUCACACAGACAUCUUAGCGGAUUCAACCAUUUUGAGCUUGAAAGCUCGCCCGAGGGACGUCUAGUGCACUGGUAUAACGUACAAUUUUAUUGUGGCUGGGGUGACGCGGGUGACGAGCGGCUAUACGAUGCCAUCGUUUCUUCCGGCUGGAAUCCAAAGAAGGUGGUCUUGGGAGUCAUCACCAAUCCUGAAAAUGGAAGCGGUCACGUUGAGCUGGACAGACUAGGAUGUUGUGUUGAGAAACUAAAGCAGAAAUAUGGAAACAAUUUUGGGGGCGUGAUGGGCUGGGAGUACUUCAAUGCUGGUGGUAGCAGAGGGAUGAAGCCAGAGAAUUGGGUAAGGGAUCUAGCAAAAAGGCUGGGGAGAGACUUGCCAGAUAAGAAUAGCAGAACCGAAGCUGUAGACUCGUCUACGGCAGCAGAAGCAAAAGCCAAUACUCCCAUACUCAGAUCUUCGGCCGCGGGUCAUGGUCAAAUGGACGUCCGGGAUGCAAGCCUGGGACGACGAGAUGAUGGUGCAUCAGCCGCAACUCAGCCCAGGUCUCCCGUGGCUGGGAGUGAAGAGGAUGACACUAAGGUGCGGCGUUUGGUAGCAAUGGGCUUCGAGCGUGCCGAAGCGCUUGCAGCACUGGAGGCAAUGGGGGGUGAUGUGGACGCAGCGGCAAGCAUCCUUUUCAAUGAAUAGUUUCAGCGAACGAUACCCACGAAUGACUUUGCAUGAAGAGAUUCAAGAACGUGAUGCGUUGGUUUGGUUUGUCUCCUAUUUUCUUUUCUCUUUUCGAGAAGGAUUUUUGCUUGAUUCCCCUUGGAUACAAAUGAAAAGCAUCGAAGUCCAAACAUUUCCCUUAGACGCCACACCCAUGAUCAUGUCGGAUGUUCCCUGGGGCCUUGGCGUACUUCCCUCCGUUAAGCCUCAGGAUGGCUUGCUGUAUAAUACAUUAUGCACGUUGAAAAAG
Molecule: messenger RNA, 1585 nt
Organism: Verruconis gallopava
Lineage: Eukaryota; Fungi; Ascomycota; Dothideomycetes; Venturiales; Sympoventuriaceae
Exons: 2
Coding region: 40-1314 (424 amino acids)
Biological process (GO): carbohydrate metabolic process
Cellular component (GO): extracellular region
Molecular function (GO): chitinase activity; protein binding
Source: RefSeq, a predicted model, not a curated record